Messenger RNA from Myxozyma melibiosi, 1047 nucleotides. RefSeq lists its product as uncharacterized. NCBI's taxonomy places the organism in Eukaryota, Fungi, Ascomycota, Lipomycetes, Lipomycetales, Lipomycetaceae. The record is from RefSeq and is a predicted model, not a curated record. The transcript has a single exon. The coding region runs from base 1 to 1047 and encodes 348 amino acids.
AUGUCUGAACCAGUGCAACCGCUGUCAUCUGCAGGACUUCCUUUCGAUCCCGCUGUCGAGGCCCAGAAGCUGCUCGAUUUACGCGCAAAGGUCUACGCUGGUGCCUAUCCCCAGUUCGCUGUGACCAGCAGCAACAGCAGAUCUACUCCUCGUCUUUCUUCUCCUGCUCCUGCUGCUUCUGCUGCUUCUGCCAUCCCGACUGCUCCUGCUUCAUACUCUGCUUCUUCUCAUUCUCAUCACCCUGCUCCUCCUGCUCCUCCUGCUCCUUCGCAUCCCCACCACCGCCCAUACUCCCCUCCUCCUUCUUCUUAUGCACCUCCGCCUGCCGCCGCCGCCGCCGCCGCGCCUUACCGCUACGAGGACGACUACCGCGACGGCUACAGAUCAGCGCAUUAUCCUUCCUACCCCGACGAUGCGCACAAACGCAAGGCCGCAGACUGGCCCGACGACCCGCGCAAACGCGCCGCCCCUGCCUCGUCCUCUUCCUCUUCCUACCCUUACGCGGCCCAUCCGCCUCCCCCUCCCCCUCCUCCUCCCUCAUCCAUCCCACCCCGGUCUCCCCAGGAACCAGGCCGGCCGUACUACGACGACUACGCGCGUCCGUCGCCGUACUAUCCCCCCUCCGCGCCUGCGCCAUACAGAACGACCCACGCGCCGCCUCCUCCUCCGCCGCCCGUGCCGUCGUCAUACGACUACCGCCCGCGCUCGCCCUCGGGCUCGAUCCAAAUGAGCACAGCCGUGCUGCCGUCGAACGUGGUCGUCGACGACGGAUACACGCGCGACACGCAGCGCGGAUACGAGCUGUUCAUCCCCUCGGCGGCAAAGAAAGGCAGGUACCUGCCGCAAUCCCCGGGCUCGCCUACGCUGUCAGAAUCUGGUGCUGGUGCCGGACAAGCGGGGUCGGGAUCGCCGCGCGCGGAGGGCUCGUCGUCGAAGUACGGGCAGUAUGCGCCGCCGCCGCCACCGCCUCCGCCUCCUCAUCAGUCGUAUCCGCCUGCGAGAAGGGAGGAGGGGCGUCGAUGGGGUGGGUAUCCUCCUCCGCCAUAG